GGAGACUUUUGUUAAGUCUCUGGGAGUUGAGUUGGGGAUCAGGACUGCAGGGCGAGGAUCAGGGCUCAGAGAGGAGAGAAAACCAAACACACGAUGAAAACUUUGGUGCUGCUUGUUUUAGCAUUUGCUACUACAAUAUCUGCAACCAGGCAGAGAAAUCGCUUCACUCGCUAUCGAUCAUGGAACUCACGCGUGUACCCAGUGUGGAAUGAUGGAGACCCAAGAUUCAGAAACUGCUGGUUGGGUGGUAACGUAACCUUCGAUCUUAAGAAUGAUGCCCCCACCCUGACUGGAGCAAAAGCAGGCUUCACUAUUAAUCUGAAUUUCCCACCAAAUCAGACGGUGCUCCCAGGAGGAGAGGUGGUCUGGGCAAAUAACUGCACCGUCGAUGGUAAACAGUAUCAGGAGGGUCAGGCUGUGUAUCCAGACCAGGACACUGAUUGGACUGGAGUUUUCCCAGAUGGCACACCUUUCAACAGGAGCCAGAACAGGAAGCCCCACUAUGUGUUUGUGUGGAAAACAUGGGGGCGUUACUGGCAGGUGGCAGAUGGACCGUCCUCUUCACUCACCAUUGGUACAGACAACAUUCCCCUGGGCUCCUACAACAUGGAAGUCGUCAUCUAUCACUGCCGUGGCAGAAACAGGUUUAUCCCCCUCGGAUAUGCCUCUACAGUCUUCACCAUCACAGACCAGGUUCCAUUUACCAUAUCUCUGGCCCAAAUCAAUGAUGUAAAUCAGAACGACCAGAACUUCAUCCAGAACCAGGCUAUUGGCUUUACCGUCAACAUCCACGAUCCCAGCCAGUACCUAAACAACGCAGAGAUCAGCUUCACUUGGGACUUCGGUGACAACAGUGGAACUCUGAUCUCCAGGGAGCACACGGUCACGCACACAUACAUUGCAGCUGGGACCUUCAAGCCUCAGGUGGUCCUGAUGGCCAGCAUCCCCAAUAACUGUGGAAACCCCACUGCAGCUGCUCCUGUUGAUGCCUCUGCUGCCCCAGCAGUAGUUGUUAUGGCCUCCAGCCAGGCACCUGUCCCUGCUGUCCCAGUUGAAGGAGGAGAUACAAUAGCUGUGGAUGUUGUUGCCUCAGACUCCACUCCAGUGGCUGCUUCUGUGCAGCCCGCAGAUGCAAACACAGACGAUGGAGAAGCAGCUGCUGAUGCCGACACAGAGGUCGUGGUAGUUGCCUCGGUGGCCCCUGCAGCAAUAGAUACAGCCGUUGUUGUCGCCAUCACUGCUGCUCCUGCCGCAGAGGUAGAGCAGGAGGCAGCUGAUGCAGAGGUGGUCCCUGCUGCCACCGUUGCACCAGGAGCCGAAGAGCCAGCAGAUGCUGAUACGGCUGCUGCAGAUAAUACUGCAGAGGUUGCAGUUGCCACUGAAGAUGUAGCUGUGAUUGAUGCUGCUGCUGCUGCCUCGGUUGCCCCUGUUGCAGAAGGAGAAGAAGUCGAGGUGGCUGAAACCAUCACUGUUGCUCCCAUCACAGAUGGAGCUACAGAGGAAGAAGCUGCAGAUGGUGUUGAAGCUGUAGAGGCUACUGCUGCUGCAGAGGUUGCGCUAGCUGAAACACAAGCCCCUGCUGAUAAUGUUGUUGCGCCUGCUGCCACUGAACCCACAGCUGUAGAAGAAGAUGUAGUUAAUGUGGAAGUGGAAGCAGUGGAAACUGAGAACGAAGUUGCAGCUACUGCAGCUGCUGCAGUUGAAGACGAGGCUACACCAGCCGAAGGUGAAGUUCAGAUUGAAAUGGAAGCAGAUCCAGCUCAGGUUGCCCUCGUUGUGGCUAAACGACAAGCACCAGAGCUGACAGCUGACUGUAUGGUCUACCGCUACGGCUCCCUCGCUACAUCUGUCGAUGUUGUUCAGGGUAUCGAAAGUGUUGAGAUUGUACAAGUGGCCAACGUUUUGUCACUGGAGACGGCGUUGGAUCAGAAUGCUGUGGACGUCACUAUUUCCUGUCAGGGAAGUCUGCCAAGUGAGGUCUGCACUGUUAUCUCUGAUGCUGACUGUAUCACGCCGGUGCAAACCAUCUGUAAUGCAGCCUCACCCUCUCCAGACUGUCAGAUGAUCCUUCGUCAGUUCUUCAAUGACUCUGGAGUAUUCUGCCUUAAUGUCUCUCUGACUAAUGAUGUCAGUCUUGCCAUGGCAAGUGCAAGAGUCAGUGUGUCAGUAGCCUCCGGUGGUUCACCAGCUGGAACUGCUGCUACCGUGCUCGGUGUUAUGGUUCUCGCCUGUGUCGUCUGCUGUAUUGGUUUGAUGUACAGGCGUUUCAAGCAGUACCAGCCGCUGAGAGAAGACCGUGCUAAUAAUGGAGGCAUCUCUGCAGUAACAUCAGUGCCUUUGCUCUUGUGGAACUUGCUGAGUAGACAGUCACCAGGAGAGAGCCGUCCACUGCUUCAGGGAAGGAUUGUGUGAAUACUGUCGUUAAUAAAUGCACUCAACAUCAACAAUAUUUGCUAACAUAUCGCCUAUAAACAGAAUACUGUCUGUACUGUCUCUGACACUGUAACUCCCUGCAAUUAAACCAGAACCAAUGAGGUGAAAAGAAGCCCCAUGUACAAGAUAUGUAGGAAUCAGGAGUACCUGUGGAACUGUAAAAGUGUGUUUAAGGUGUUCAAGCAUUUGAAGUGGAAACUGAUAUUUAUUUUGAUCCAUAAUAUUUGUAUUAAUUGGACCUGAUAGUUUAGAGAAGUCAUAACAUAUUCUCUUAUUUGUGGCCUACAUAUACUAAACCUAUUGGAAAAUCAAUACUAGCACAUUUCCAUUCAAUGUCUUUACAAUAUAAAUGAGAGAAAAUGUAUAACUGAACAUCAUUUGAUACCCUGAAAUUAAUAAAAUGGAACUUUAUCACCA
Molecule: messenger RNA, 2850 nt
Organism: Pelmatolapia mariae (spotted tilapia)
Lineage: Eukaryota; Metazoa; Chordata; Actinopteri; Cichliformes; Cichlidae
Gene: pmela
Product: premelanosome protein a
Exons: 12
Coding region: 94-2412 (772 amino acids)
Biological process (GO): melanosome organization
Cellular component (GO): melanosome; plasma membrane
Source: RefSeq, a predicted model, not a curated record